UUUCAAUGUCACAAAGUCAAGAUACUGCGACCCAGCUAUUCACCACCUUCAUUGGAAUAGUUUCUAAGUUCAAAGCUCUGGUGAAGAUCGACGAGUUGAAAGACACAGUUGCAGCAAUGAACUCCAAACUUGACGAGGAGGUGGAGUCGCGAAACGACAUCUUGCACGUACUCCCAUUGUACCAGCACGUCGGUGGUGAGUCGAGUCCGUUCGCGGACAUGCCGAUCAGACGCACGGUACAGCAUCUCCAAGAUGCUUCUGGUGCACCCAGAAAGUGGAGCUGGGAGCUCUUCAAGAUCUUGGGGUGCGACGUCCUCAAGGAAAGGUGGGAAGACUGCCUCCUGACCACCUUUAAAAAGAAC
This is a messenger RNA of Radiomyces spectabilis, 362 nucleotides long. RefSeq lists its product as uncharacterized. The transcript is spliced from 3 exons. Lineage: Eukaryota; Fungi; Mucoromycota; Mucoromycetes; Mucorales; Radiomycetaceae. The annotation marks the transcript as partial. The record is from RefSeq and is a predicted model, not a curated record.